UCCAUUGACGCCCUAAACAAAAAUAAGACGCCGGCGAGUGUGUGGAUUCGUCACUUUCCUCCUUUUGUAACCGAACCACUCCAAUAAAAGAAAAUUUCCCGAGAUUAUAAUUUUCUCUUUAAUUCACUUUCUCUCUCUCGUUUCAUCUCUUCUCUUCUUCGGAUUUGUGUUGUGAUAAUAUCAAUCGGAACUCUCGAUUCGUUUUUUUUUUCUUCUUUCUGGCGGACCGGUUUGUGGUUUUAUUUGAGCAUUCCCGAUCUUGCCUAGAGUUUGUUUCCACGGAUCAGCUUCUUUUAAACCCUUCUCUAGGUUUUGAAUAGCAUUCUCUUUUGUAAACUCCUCAGAUUAUAUCGCAGAUUCUUUCGUAGUUUUUGUAAAAGGUCGAUUUAGGGUUUGUCUUGUGUCUUAAUAAGUUUUCGAGAUCGAGAUUUGUGAUGAAUAAUAAUAACAGAGGAAGGUAUCCACCGGAGGUUGGAACCGGACGUGGUGCGCCGCCGAAUCCUGAUUAUCAUCAGUCGUAUCGGCAGCAACAGCCUCAAGAUCAGCAGCAUCAGUAUGUUCAGCGCGGCUACCCGCAGAUGCAACUGCAGCAGCAACAACAACAGCAGCAGCACCAGCAGCAACAGUGGUCAAGACGCCCUCAGAUUCCUGGUAACGCCAAUAACGCUAAUGAGGUUCAGAAGACGUCUCAGUCCGAAGCUACCAGCGAACCUAAUGGCCAAGAUUGGAAGGCAACGUUAAGGCUCCCACCUCCUGACACACGUUAUCAGACUGCGGAUGUGACCGCUACUAAAGGAAAUGAAUUCGAAGAUUACUUUCUGAAAAGAGAUCUGUUAAAGGGAAUUUAUGAGAAGGGUUUUGAGAAGCCAUCUCCAAUUCAAGAAGAGAGCAUUCCAAUUGCUUUAACUGGUAGUGAUAUUCUUGCUAGAGCCAAAAACGGCACAGGAAAGACUGGUGCCUUCUGCAUUCCAGUCCUCGAGAAAAUUGAUCCAAAUAACAAUAUUAUUCAAGCCAUGAUUCUAGUGCCAACGCGAGAACUGGCCCUUCAGACAUCACAGGUCUGCAAGGAGCUUUCCAAGUAUUUGAAUAUCCAGGUAAUGGUCACCACUGGCGGUACCAGUCUGAGAGAUGAUAUCAUGCGACUACAUCAACCUGUACAUCUGUUGGUUGGAACUCCUGGAAGAAUAUUGGAUCUUACAAAAAAGGGUGUGUGUGUUUUGAAAGACUGUGCAAUGCUUGUAAUGGAUGAGGCCGACAAGCUUUUGUCUGCAGAAUUCCAACCUUCUCUAGAGGAAUUGAUACAGUUUCUGCCACAAAAUCGUCAAUUUUUGAUGUUUUCCGCCACAUUUCCUGUCACUGUCAAGGCUUUUAAGGAUCGCCAUCUCCGGAAGCCCUAUGUUAUCAAUCUCAUGGAUCAACUCACGCUUGUGGGUGUCACACAAUAUUAUGCCUUUGUUGAAGAAAGACAGAAGGUUCACUGCCUCAACACACUUUUCUCUAAGCUGCAAAUAAAUCAAUCGAUAAUCUUUUGCAAUUCUGUCAAUCGAGUGGAGCUGUUGGCUAAGAAAAUCACAGAACUUGGUUAUUCAUGCUUCUACAUUCAUGCAAAGAUGGUUCAAGACCAUAGAAACAGAGUGUUCCAUGAGUUCCGCAAUGGUGCUUGCAGGAAUCUCGUCUGCACUGAUCUUUUUACUCGAGGAAUAGACAUUCAAGCUGUGAAUGUAGUGAUCAACUUUGAUUUUCCUAGGACUUCCGAGUCGUAUCUACACAGGGUGGGACGAUCAGGACGGUUUGGACACCUUGGAUUGGCUGUGAAUUUGGUGACAUACGAGGACCGCUUCAAAAUGUAUGCAUUUCCUUCUUUCCACUGUUCUAACUGGAUUUUGUUUCGUUAUAGUUUUCUUAGUCAUUUAUCAUGUUUUGAAAACAGGUAUCAGACUGAGCAAGAACUUGGGACUGAAAUCAAGCCAAUUCCAUCUAAUAUCGAUCAAGCAAUCUACUGUCAGUAAACUUGUAACAUUGCAUGAAACGUUUCUCCACCCGAAGAGAGACACGGGUUGAUUUAAAUGGUGGUUUCUCAAAGCUCGAUGCGGAGGAGAUGAGGCAACAAGUACUUGGCGGUUCAUGUAAAGACUCGUGUUACAGAGUUUGUUUGGUUUCUAAUCUCUUUCUAGACGUUUUAUAUUUCCUGGUUCUAUGAAACCUUUUUACGUUGCACUUUAUGACUCCUCUUUUGACUUGGCUAGUAAUAAAAGAUAGAACGUAUGACCCUCCUCUCUGUUUUGUUUUUGUGUUGGGCUUUGUUUGGAAUUAUGGGCCUCAGCGCAUUUAGGAUUUCUAAAUCGUGAAAGUUGCACUUUGUUUAUUUUA
This is a messenger RNA of Camelina sativa (false flax), 2370 nucleotides long. Lineage: Eukaryota; Viridiplantae; Streptophyta; Magnoliopsida; Brassicales; Brassicaceae. The record is from RefSeq and is a predicted model, not a curated record.